Messenger RNA from Manis pentadactyla (Chinese pangolin), 2090 nucleotides. RefSeq names its product SAYSVFN motif domain containing 1 (gene SAYSD1). The record is from RefSeq and is a predicted model, not a curated record. The coding region runs from base 61 to 615 and encodes 184 amino acids. NCBI's taxonomy places the organism in Eukaryota, Metazoa, Chordata, Mammalia, Pholidota, Manidae. The transcript is spliced from 2 exons.
GACAACGCGGAGGGCGGGUGCGCCCGCGCUCCCGGGCGGGCCGAGAGCGGGGUGCGCGCCAUGGAACAGCGGUUAGCUGAGUUCCGGGCGUCCCGGAAAAGGGCCGGACUGUUGGUGGAACCCAGCACCUCGAACCAGAACGCACAAACCUCGGGAGAGAAAGCGGAAGCAGCUACGACUCCAAAGGCAGCCCCGGGCUGGCUAAAACGUUUCCUGCUGUGGAAACCGAGGCCCACGGGUGCCCGGACUCUGCCCAGCCCCGCAAAGGAAGUGGUUCAGCCCAGGAGCAGCACGGCACGGCCGCCACCACGGGAUCUAGCCAUUCCCCCGCCAUCACCUCGGGACCAGUCUGUCCUGACCAAAAUCACCUUCUUGAAGGUUCUUCUCUGGCUGGUCCUGCUGGGACUAUUUGUGGAACUGGAAUUUGGCCUGGCUUAUUUCGUCCUGUCCUUGUUCUACUGGAUGUAUGUCGGGACACGCAGCCCUGAGGAGAAGAAGGAAGGAGAGAAGAGCGCCUACUCCGUGUUCAACCCAGGCUGCGAAGCCAUCCAGGGCACCCUGACUGCAGAGCAGCUUGAGCGCGAGUUACAGUUCAGACCCCUGGAGGGGACAUAGGGCCCAGCUCCGCUCUCAUGCACUAGCCUCCCACAUGGUCCUCUUAACUCCUGGGCUCGGAUUUGUGGGUGUGAUUUCAGGCACAGGACUCAGGACAGCUUACAAGUUGGUUUGUGACCACAGUUCCAUGCUCACUCCCUGAUCUGCUGUGAUUUUACCUUUGAACUUCUCUGUGGUUUUGGUGAAACUCCCUUAAAGGACAAUCAAUGUGGGUCUGAUGAAGUUUAUAAAAAUUACAUACUCAAGAAAGGAGACCUGUUUGUCUCAUUUCAGAGAGGUGAUUUUAGAGCACUUGAAGGGCAGUGGUUAGAUGCAUUAGGACUCUAUUAAAAGUACAUGUUCACUUUAAGUCUUUCAUAUUUAUAGCAUUUUCUUUGUUGCAAGUUUUGUUUUGGGUUUUUUGUUUUUCUUCCUGCUUUGAGUUUUGCUUUUCUGGUCAUUAAUGAUAUUGAAAAAUAAAAUACCAUUAAAACAUCUACUUUUCAGAAACAGAUCUCCAAUGCCCAUCACAUCUUCCACUCUCCUCUGUUAUUCUGUCCCCACUCAGUGAAGGAAGAAAAGAAUACAAAGUCCUAAGUAACAGGUAUGGGGAGGGAUUUCCCAAAGUCAAUAUUGGUGAUUUGAUGAGUGGUUAGUAAUAAAAGCUCAGCAAGAAGCAAUCCUUCAGUGUGGACAAAGGGGCCCUGGAUGGAGGACCACACUUAAUGGCCACUUGGGUUUCUUCUUCUGUACUAAGGGCCUUAGAGGAAGCUGUCCCUGGGCCUGCGGGCCUGCGGUGAGAGAUUAUGUAAAGAAUAGUAACUGGGCAAGCUGCCAUUGUUCCACCCUCUUCCAGGACAAACUUUAAAGUUUGAAUUCACCAAAAUUGGACAAAGGAAACCAUUAUAUACUUUCUUUAUGGAGCAUACUGAUGAGUAAGAGGACUCUAGUUUUAAAGCAAUAGUUUUUUCCAAACUUAAGAUUUUAAGACAUGAGUGAUCCUUCAGUGGGUUUUCAACUGCAGAAUUCAGUUACAAAUUCUUAUAUUAUGAAAAUAACUUUAAUACCUAUGAAAAUAUUAAAUAAUUAGGUGCUCGAGAUACGGUAAUGACAAGAGCAGAUGUUGGCCCAGUUCUCCAAGCAUAAGGCCUAGGCUGGGAGUGGGGUGAUGAAUAAAAUAAGCAAUAUCAAUGAUAGAGUGAGACAAGUUUUAGUUGUAGGAGUACAGAGGGGCUGUUCCCAUUAACAACACUUGGUGGCCUGCUAACCCUGUGUGUUUCAGCCCUUGGAAAUUCUUCUGGUAUGCAUUGCUCCCUAUCUAGCCCUUUGCUACUGGGAGUUUGGCUGUCCUCAGGUCAUCCAGUUACAGAAGUACCCUUUAGCUCACAAAGAAGUAUUUUCUUCUGUAACUUCUGUCUGAACUGGACCUAUAGAAAGUAUGGCAAACAGAUGAAUCCCUAUUAAAUAUAAAAGUUUUGAUUGUAUCCAAGAUACAU